AAGCUCAAAUGGACAUCUUCCCUACCUGCGUGCGGGAUGCAAACCUCGCCCAGAGACGACGGAUGGAAGUGGCAGAACUUUGUUCCACCACUACCUACGUAUUAGCCGGCUGCUGUUCAUACUCAGUUGCACAUGGAGAGAACCAGCCCAGAAGGGAGUUUUGGCCAGGAUGCUUCGGAUCCAGCUGGUCGGUUCCAGUGUUUGGAAUGUCGGCAAACUUUUGGGAGGGCGGAGCAUCUUACUCGACAUUCGCGAAGUCAUACGAAGGAGAGAUAUCUCAAGUGCAGUGUUUGUAGGAAAGGUUUCUACCGCACAGAUGCUUUGAGGCGGCACGAACUUACUCAUAAAGAGCCAAGACGAAGCGCUCUUGCGAGGGGCGGCCGUGCUUGUAUAACAUGUGCUGCUGCUAGAAGAAAAUGCAGUGGCGAGACUCCAUGUUCUGGCUGCCAGAAACGGGCGCUUGAAUGCAGAUAUCCGGACAGGGCGAAGAGAGCCACUUCGGAUCAUUCUUCACCCACAAAUGGUGACAUUAGACCACCUGAUACGACGACUGCAACACGAUUACAGACCACGGAGCACCCAAUGGCAAACUCAGACUCGCCUAUGUCCUGGUCUCAUACUUCAGACUCUCCCCAGAUGAGCGGUCAUGAGCAUGUUCAGGAUCAAUCUACCAUGGAUAAUCAGAUUCGAAGCUCCCCAACGUUCACUACCACUUCGUACGACAAUCCAUUCGCCAACCAAGGCCCUACACAAUCCGAGGUAAAUAGAAGCCAAGAUCCAGUGGCUAUACAAUCUCUCCUUCAGGAGACACAACAAGCUCAAUCAUUAGCGUCCCAAGGGAACAUGAAUAUUGAUUCAGUCAACACCUCGACACCUUGGUUUCAGAACAACUUUUCUUCCAUCAACUGGCUUCCAGAAAAUUGGACGCCAGAUUUUCGGAUAGAGGAGAACCAACCAGGGAGCUUUCAUCAAGAUACUCUGACGUUCGGCCCCAAUGUUCCUCCUUCCCCGGGUAUGUCGAGGUUUGCAGUUGCUCCUGAACACAUUGAUGUGGGGCCGCCAGCCUCAAUACGCCGCAAGGAUUAUGUGGGUGCGCAAGAGCUUUCAAGUCCAGGCUCACAAAGCACGCACAGUGGUGGUCAUUUUUAUAUCGAUGGAGACGGUGCACGGCUUCCUCGUGUCAGGAAAGCACCUUAUCGACACUCGGACUCAUAUAGCCAUAACUUUCUUCACGAUCACCAGAAUCUGUAUCCGACGUUUACUUUUCCAGAAACAGAUGAUUACCACCAAGACGGUACGGGCACCUCGACUGUCAACACCAUACCGCCGAAUGUGUACAGCGAGAUUUGUAGGAUAUUCAACCUCACCUGCAUAUCAUCCAAUCAUUAUCCAAAUUUCCAAGGAGGGUCCUCUUUCCCAUCCCCCCAAACGCUCAGCAGAUUUGUUCAUCACUAUACUCAGAAUUUCCUAUCUAUUCUACCAUUCACACACUCAUCAACAUUCGAUCUUUCAACAGCUCAUUGGCUGCUCAUCUUAGCUAUGGCAACGAUCGGUAGUCAUUACAGUGAAAAUCCAGGCGCUGAGAUAGUCACCGUCGCUUUGCACGAAUUCUUGAGGCGAGCAAUCUUGACAGUGGUUGAGAUAGGAGGUAAUUCAAAGCCGGAGUUGCUGGUAUUGACGCAGAUAAAGCUAUUGAGUUGCGUUGGAAUGAUUUAUAGUGGAAACGAGCGUCUGAAGGCUUUAGCGAGAGGCACCCAAAGUGACCUCAUAUCAUUUUGUGAAAGGGAUUGGAAGCGAUUAUCUGAAUGCCCUCAGCUUUCAUCAGAAAAUCAAGAUCAGAUUGGUCAAGACUGGAAGGUAUGGUGCCAAGCAGAGAGCAGUAGGCGGACGGGAUACUGCAUUUGGCUUUUGGACUGCAUGUGGACCUUCCAUUUUCAAAGCCGCUCUCUCUUGUCACUCGAGGACGCCAAGAUACCCAUACCCUGCCAAGAAGUUCUCUGGGAAGCAAACUCGGCUCUAGACUGGCAGCAACUCUAUUCUUGUGCGACUCCGAGUCCCUCUCUUCACUCGGCUAUUCAGCUUGCGUAUAUAGAAAAAAGGAUACAAUCAUCUACAGGAGAAUUCAGUCGCAUUCUCUGCAUCCAUGCCCUUUUCAGACGAACCUGGGAAGUGGAAAGUUAUUUCAAGCAGCCUCUCACUCAAUGGACCCCAACAGCCGAGAAGCAAAAUAUCAGCACCCUCGAGCGCUCUAUACCAGUAUGGUUACCAGGAAUCUCAACCUAUGCAAAGUGGCGCAAUUCAGCUUGCGACUGUCUUGACAUCCUCCACUGGCACGCAAACAGCGUGAUUGGAGCCGCCUCAGGGAUGGAACAUCCCACCGUUCUUCAUCUUCACCUUGCCCGUGUUAUUCUUUUGACUCCAUACCGCCAAAUUCUCCAGCUCGCACAGCUCAUGACAUCCGAGCUCCAGCCCAGCGACGAACUUGAUAUCACGAGCUUACGAAAAUAUAUACAGCGCUGGGCUCUGGAAGAUCAACAUAAAGCCCGUCUUGCCAUGAUACACGCAGGUGUUCUCUUCUGGCACGUUCGACGGUACUCUACCGACGCCUUCUACGAGCCUUCUUCCGUCCUCUUAGCCACGCUCGUGCUGUGGGCCUACGGAUCUUUCGCCCUGCCGACUUCGGGCGUCAGUGCUCAGAGGGAAGGAGAGUCUCCACAGGCAGAUGACGAUGAUGCCGAAUCUCUGUUUCCAACUUCGAUGCAACUUGAUCGUCCAGCGGAUGAUGAGCUAGUGCAGCUUUUCGUGAAGAGAGGCGCGGGUAUGAAGGCUAAUAUUACUGGUGUGGGCAAUCUCUGCUCUGUGAAGGGUCCUGUAAGGGUUUUGGUAGAGGGGAGAAAUCUGCUGGCGGGGCUUAAGACUUGGGGGUAUAGUCGGCAGGCUAUUAGGACACUGAGUGCGCUUAUCGAGGUACUGAGACCAGACGGGGCUACUUGAUUUGAGACAAUGACCAAAAGCUCGGAAUAUAAAGUUGACCUCAGCCUCGCAUGAAAAUUUCAACUCAUUUGAGUGAUUCAAGUGAGGUAAGAAGGCACUGGGGGCAGC
This is a messenger RNA of Mollisia scopiformis, 3102 nucleotides long. RefSeq lists its product as uncharacterized. The transcript has 7 exons. NCBI's taxonomy places the organism in Eukaryota, Fungi, Ascomycota, Leotiomycetes, Helotiales, Mollisiaceae. Gene Ontology annotation, biological process: DNA-templated transcription; regulation of DNA-templated transcription. Gene Ontology annotation, molecular function: DNA-binding transcription factor activity, RNA polymerase II-specific; DNA binding; zinc ion binding. The record is from RefSeq and is a predicted model, not a curated record. Bases 133 to 2994 code for a protein of 953 amino acids.